UCCGUCUAUUUAGUAUCGCGAGAAUUGAAGGAUUCUAUAUAAACCCAAGCAAACCAAGGGCGCCUUUACUCACUCCCACUUGAGCCAGGCACGGAGGGACAACUACGGUCACGCUAAAGAUGUCUGCCGGGAAAGCACAAAUUGGGAAGCCUGCACCUGACUUCACAGCCAAAGCUGUGAUGCCCGAUGGUCAGUUCAAGGACAUCAAGUUGUCCAGCUACAGAGGGAAGUAUGUCGUGUUCUUCUUUUACCCACUGGACUUUACUUUCGUGUGCCCCACCGAGAUUAUUGCCUUCAGUGAUGCUGCAGAAGAGUUCAGAAAGAUCAACUGUGAGGUCAUCGGCGCCUCUGUCGAUUCCCAUUUCUGCCAUCUCGCCUGGAUAAACACCCCUCGGAAGCAGGGGGGUCUGGGACAUAUGAAGAUCCCACUGGUGGCUGACACUCUUCGCUCUAUUGCAAAAGACUAUGGAGUGCUGAAGGAAGAUGAGGGCAUUGCGUUCAGAGGUCUCUUCAUCAUUGAUGACAAAGGCACACUGAGGCAGAUAACCAUAAACGACCUGCCGGUCGGGCGCUCCAUUGACGAGACCCUGCGUCUGGUGCAGGCCUUUCAGUUCACCGACAAACACGGAGAAGUCUGCCCAGCUGGAUGGAAGCCAGGAAAAGACACAAUCAAGCCCGACGUUCAGAAGAGCAAAGACUUCUUCUCCAAACAACACUAAACAAACAAAACUGUGAGUUAGGAGUAAGAGUCUAGCUGUAGGAGUCUCCAUGCUGGCACUGUUUGUAGGGUAGUGGUUAAAUGAAGUGCUGUUUUGUGUAAAGCUAGAACAACCAUGUAGGUAUACAGCUAAGUGUAAUAUAAUGUUAGUGUGAGGGCUAGGAUGGGAUUGGAAGGAUAUUAGACCAACAUGUGAUGUAAUGGCCUUUGUCUGUGAUCUUUAUUUAGUACAGGCCUAUCACUGGGUUAAACAAACGCAUCCUACUGCCAUUGAUGUACAUUGAUAAACAUUAGACUCAUCAUCCUGUUGAACCUGUCAGUGGGAUAUUAAGAUUUUGACCAAGUGCAAACUGAAAAGUAGUCCUGUUUUGAAAACUGAAAAAAUUUCAGACUAACACAUUGAAGAUACCUUUCCCACAUCCCAACCUCUUCCAUACUGUUUUAUCAGUUCUCCAACAAUUGACAGUUCAGUACUAAGAGUAUUUAUUCUCAGUUGAAAUAAAAAGGUUUGUUACAAAAA
Messenger RNA from Chanos chanos (milkfish), 1238 nucleotides. RefSeq names its product peroxiredoxin 1 (gene prdx1). Gene Ontology annotation, cellular component: cytosol. Bases 120 to 719 code for a protein of 199 amino acids. The transcript has 6 exons. NCBI's taxonomy places the organism in Eukaryota, Metazoa, Chordata, Actinopteri, Gonorynchiformes, Chanidae. Gene Ontology annotation, biological process: hydrogen peroxide catabolic process; cellular response to stress; cell redox homeostasis. Gene Ontology annotation, molecular function: thioredoxin peroxidase activity. The record is from RefSeq and is a predicted model, not a curated record.